GCUGGCAGCGCUCAGUCGACCGAAGGAGCCGCACGCAUCACGUUGCAGGCCACCCUGACCGAAGCGCAGGGGCACGGGCGGACGGACGCACGCACGGACUGACGGAGGGAGCAGACCGAAGCCCAGCGGCCACUAGCUCCGCGCAGGUUCCCGCAAGGCUUGCACCCAAAGGCCGGCGGCGACCGUGCCCCACGGAAUCUCCUGAGCUCCUCCCGCCCCAGUUCCUGUGCCAGCGCCCAGGGGCCGCUGCCUCCAAAGUGAUUGUUGCCUCGUAGCCUCCGCUGGGUCCGGGAACAUGAAGCUGCUGCCGUCGGUGGUGCUGAAGCUCUUUCUAGCUGCAGUGCUCUCGGCGUUGGUGACCGGAGAGAGCCUGGAGCGGCUUCGGAGAGGGCUGGCGGGUGGAACCAGCAACCUGGGAUCUCCCACUGACUCUACGGACCAGCUGCUGCCCCCCGGAGGCGUCAGAGGCCGGGAAGUCCUGGACUUAGAAGGGGCCGACCUGGAUCUUUUCAGAGCGCUUCCCUUAGGUGCUGUAUCUGCUUUGUCUAAAUCAAGGGUCUGCUGCAAAGCUGAACCUGGACUCCCACUCUUCAUCCUCUCACAGUGGACCUUUCUGGUCACCCCUGAAUGCUCCUGGCCCUCACCUCCUAGGCUGGCUCCUUUCUCCUCCAAGCCACAAGCUCUGGCCACCCCCGGCAAGGACGAGCGUGGGAAAAGAAAGAAGAAAGGCAAAAAGGGGUUGGGAAAGAAGAGAGACCCGUGUCUUAGGAAAUACAAGGACUUCUGCAUCCAUGGAGAAUGCAAAUAUGUGAAGGAGCUCCGGGCUCCAUCCUGCAUUUGCCACCUGGGUUACCACGGAGAGAGGUGCCAUGGGCUGAGUCUCCCGGUGGAAAAUCGCUUGUCUACUUAUGACCACACAACCAUCCUGGCUGUGGUGGCUGUGGUGCUGUCGUCUGUCUGUCUGCUCGUCAUUGUGGGGCUUCUCAUGUUUAGGUACCAUAGGAGAGGAGGUUAUGAUGUGGAAAAUGAAGAGAAAGUGAAGUUGGGCAUGACUACUUCCCACUGAGAGAGACCUGUGCUCAAGGAACCAGCUGGGGACUGCUACCUCUGAGAAGACACAAGCUGAUCACAGACUCUGCAGAGGGGAAGGACUUCACCGCCAGCCAUGAAGACUCCCUCAUCCCCAGUUGCCGUCCAGAUUGGGCCUCCCAGUAUUGCUUUAUCAGAGCCUUCAAGUGCCAAACAGAAUAUGUCCAAUGGGAUCUGGGUCAGAAGGAAGCAAAAGUGAGGGACCUUCAUGCUCUUCUGAUUCCCCUUCACCAAACCCCACUUAACCCUAUAAAGUUUGUUUAAACACUUGUCUUCUGGAUUAAGAUGCCAGUUAAUUCCAUAUGCUCCAGGAUCUUUGACUGAAAGAAAAAAAAAAGGGGGGAAGAAGGAAAGAUUUGUGGACUGGAAGAAAGUAACAAAGAUUGAAAAGCCACGGACUCAAGUAGUCACCAAGGGAUCUGCCAUUUGGACCCUACAGCGCUGGAUUUGAUGAGCUAACUGUGAAAUACCACAAGCCUGAGAACUCUGAAUUUUGGGACUUCUACCCAAAUGGAAAAAUAACAACUAUUUUUUGUUUGUUUGUUUGUAAAAUGCCUCUUAAAUUAUAUAUUUAUUUUAUUCUAUGUAUGUUAAUUUAUUUAGUUUUUAACAAUCUAACAAUAAUAUUUCAAGUGCCUAGACUGUUAACGUUGGCAAUUUCCUGGCCUUCUACCCCGCAUCCCCCUACCACUUGGCUCAGCAUCACUAUCUUCUGCCACAAAUCUGAGGUGGCUCUAUGACCCAUCUGUCAUCCAUUGUCCACAUUUCCACAGAUCUUCCACGAUCAGAGUGCCACAGGGGGCGGUCUGUAUGGUCAGGAUGUAGGAGUUAACUUUGUCAGAUCCACUCUAUGAGUUGGACUGCAGUCUUGCCUAGGCGAUUUUGUCUACCGUUUGUGUUUUGAAAGCCCAAGGUGCUGAUGUCAAAGUGUAACAGAUAUCGGUGUUUCCCCGUGUUCUCUCCCUGCCAAAUCUCAGAAGAGGUUGGGCUUCCACGCUUGCAGCUUUCCUAACCCCCUACCCUCUAUAGCCUCAGGCCCACAGAGUGGGAUCUCACUCUCCCUUGUGUCAAGACAUUUCUCUUACUCCUGCCAUUCUUCUGGUGCUACUCCAAGAAGGGGUCAGUGCAGCAGGUGAUAAUCGAAAGAGGUAUUAGUGGGAAAAAAGGCUGAGGAGGAACAGGAAACAUUGGAGCUGACUGUUCUUGGUAAUUGAUAACCUACCAAUUGCUACAGAGAAGAUUGGAGGUGAGGAUGGCUUUUGUGUGAACCCACCCACCUCACCAAAACUAUAAACGUAUGCUUUCAUGGUCCCUUCUGGAAGUUUCUGGUGCCAUUUCUGAACUGUUACAACUAUAUUUCCAAAACUGGUUCAUAUUUGUACUUUGCAAUUCAAAUAAAGAUAACCCUUAUUCCAUA
This is a messenger RNA of Myotis myotis, 2506 nucleotides long. It is a transcript of the gene HBEGF, whose product is annotated as heparin binding EGF like growth factor. Bases 296 to 1066 code for a protein of 256 amino acids. The record is from RefSeq and is a predicted model, not a curated record. NCBI's taxonomy places the organism in Eukaryota, Metazoa, Chordata, Mammalia, Chiroptera, Vespertilionidae. Gene Ontology annotation, biological process: epidermal growth factor receptor signaling pathway; positive regulation of cell population proliferation; positive regulation of mitotic nuclear division. Gene Ontology annotation, molecular function: heparin binding. The transcript has 7 exons.